AUGGAGUGUGGUAUGGCGCAACAGAGAUCGAUCCGGGGUAGGUCGAUUGAUCGAAGCCGGUUCCGUAAGCGGAUCCUUCACACUUCCAGUACUACCUAUCCAAGAGAGACACGACCGAAAACGACAAACGGUCGGGGAAUGAGUGAAGGAGGAAAGAAGGAAGGGAAAAAAUCGAAGGGGAAUAUGGGGGAGGAGAACCUUAGUCUGGCUGGGAGGGUGGAUGAGAGAGCGUCCGAAAAGUCCGAUGGGGGUACGUACCGAGGGAGAGGUACUGUGGUUGACCAGCCAUGGGGGAUGGCGUCCCACAUUGGAACAAAGUACGAAACUGGUAUUGAAGAACAAUUACUACUAGUUGAAGUGCUCCGUAGUAAGGCAGGUACUUCUACUAAACCCAGUAGGGCCAGCUAUACAUCGGUGAAUGCGGUUCACCCCCCAGCACUGCAACCAGAUGAAGCUUGA
This is a messenger RNA of Aspergillus niger, 459 nucleotides long. RefSeq lists its product as hypothetical. The transcript has 5 exons. Bases 1 to 459 code for a protein of 152 amino acids. Lineage: Eukaryota; Fungi; Ascomycota; Eurotiomycetes; Eurotiales; Aspergillaceae. The record is from RefSeq and is a predicted model, not a curated record.